This is a messenger RNA of Ipomoea nil (Japanese morning glory), 2505 nucleotides long. RefSeq names its product subtilisin-like protease SBT1.4. The transcript has a single exon. NCBI's taxonomy places the organism in Eukaryota, Viridiplantae, Streptophyta, Magnoliopsida, Solanales, Convolvulaceae. The record is from RefSeq and is a predicted model, not a curated record. Gene Ontology annotation, molecular function: serine-type endopeptidase activity. The coding region runs from base 16 to 2301 and encodes 761 amino acids. Gene Ontology annotation, biological process: proteolysis.
CCUCCACAUACAUCAAUGGCGACUCCCUCUUUUGCUUACACCUUCCUUUUCAUAUUCUUAUGCCUUGUUUCAGUGAAGCUCUCCACCUCAUCGGAGAACCAGGAGACCUUUAUCGUCUUCACGUCGAAAUCCAAGAAGCCCCAUCUUUUCUCCACCCAUAAUGACUGGUAUUCCUCCAUCAUCGACCGCCUUUCUCCUCUCUCUCACCACCCAUCUCAGCUCUUGUACACCUAUGACCGCGUCGCUCACGGCUUUUCCGCUCGCCUGACGCCUUCCCAAGCGUCUGAACUGCGAAACAUCCCCGGCGUGAUCUCCGUCCUGCCGGAUCAAGCCCGCCAGCUCCACACCACCCACUCCCCUGAGUUUUUAGGCUUAACUGAAUCGUCUGGCCUCUGGCCAAGCUCUGAUUAUGGAGAUGAUGUUAUAGUGGGGGUUCUCGACUCUGGAAUCUGGCCGGAGAGGCCCAGCUUCUCCGACAAGGGUCUAUCCCCCGUUCCCUCCAGCUGGAAGGGCAAGUGCGAGAAUAGUGCAGACUUUCCGGACACUUUGUGUAAUCGGAAAAUCAUCGGCGCUCGUGCUUUCUACAAAGGCUACGAAGCUUUUACGGGAAGUCCGAUAAAUGAAUCGGUAGAACCGAAAUCUCCGAGAGAUAGGAAUGGCCAUGGAACGCAUACGGCCUCAAUCGCCGCCGGCUCCAUUGUUGCCAACGCGAGCCUUUUUGGAUACGCGCAAGGGGAAGCUAGAGGCAUGGCGAUAAAAGCCAGAAUAGCGGUUUACAAAAUCUGUUGGAGCUUAGGCUGUUACGAUUCCGAUAUCCUAUCUGCCUUCGAUCAAGCUGUAAAAGAUGGCGUCCACGUGAUUUCGCUUUCCGUUGCCAUCCCCAGAGCCUACCCGGAGGAUUACUACCGUGACAGCACUGCAAUCGGAGCUUUUGGAGCAAUGGAGCACGGCGUUGUCGUCUCCACCGUCGCCGGAAAUACCGGUCCCGGUGCAAGGACUGCCACCAAUGUCGCGCCAUGGAUUCUAACGGUUGGUGCUUCCACCAUUGAUCGGACAUUCCCGGCUGACGUGGUGUUAGGAGAUGGCAGGAUCUUCACUGGCAUGUCCUUGUACUCCGGUGAACCGCUCGGCGACAACAAACUUCCGCUGGUCUACGGUGGCGAUGCCAACAGCACUUACUGUUACUCCGGAGAACUCAUCGCUUCCAAAGUCACCGGAAAGAUCGUGUUCUGUGAGCGCGGAGGCAAUCUCGACGUUGAUAAAGGAUUUGCUGUAAGAGAAGCCGGCGGCGUUGGAAUGAUCGUUGAUGGGACGGCUGGAACUGGUGAACUCAUUUAUGCAAGCGCACAUGUGAUUCCGGCGACAAACGUCGACGAAAUGGACGGAAACAAAAUCAAAGAAUAUAUAAACUCGGCCCCGUCCCCAACCGCCGCAAUUGUAUUCAGGGGAACAGUAAUCGGAACCUCGCCGUCGGCGCCCCGCGUAGCGUCUUUCUCAAGCCGAGGCCCGAAUCCCUUACAAUUUGAAAUUUUAAAACCUGACGUGAUCGCUCCCGGAGUUAACAUCUUAGCGGGUUGGUCCGGCGCGAUUGGCCCGUCGGGAUCGGUGAUGGACCAAAGACGGGUAGAAUUUAACAUCAUCUCCGGCACGUCCAUGGCGUGUCCCCACGUCAGCGGCUUGGCUGCCCUGCUUAGAAAAGCUCAUCCAACAUGGAGCCCCGCCGCCAUCAAAUCCGCACUCAUGACAACUGCCUACACCAUCGACAAUGCCGGAAACAAUUUAAUCGAUCAAGCCACCGGCAAUCAAUCCAACCCGUUUAUUCACGGAGCCGGCCAUGUUGACCCGAAUAGAGCGCUUGAUCCGGGUUUGGUUUACGAUCUGGGAGUGAGUGAUUACGUGGCCUUAUUAUGUACCAUUGCAUACAACAUGGAUGAAUUAUCCGUGUUCGUAAAGGAUCCGUCCACAGUAAAUUGCAGCGAGCAGAAUCUGGGCACACCCGGGUCUCUAAACUACCCAGCAUUUUCACUUGAUUUUUUAUAUAAAAAUCAGGUAAAAUACAAGAGAUCGGUUAAAAAUGUCGGGAGUGAAAAACGGGCUGUUUAUGAGGUCAAAGUGAAUGCUCCCUUAGGAGUACAGGUAAGCGUAUCACCAACCAAAUUAGUGUUUAAUGAGACGACUGAUAUGUUAUCGUACGAAAUAACUUUUACAAAUGCUCAGCCGGCGAGAUUUCUUAACUCAUAUGGGUCAAUUGCUUGGGAAGAUGGGGUGCACAUUGUUAAAAGCCCAAUAGCUGUUCUUUAGCUAAAUGAAGCUCGAUCUGCACUUUAAAUGUAUGAACAAAUGGGGCUAGUAUAACCCAUGUAUUGAAAUAAAUCCACUAUACAAAUUAUUGUGGACUAUCUAUUAAUAAAUAAUAGGCCUAGUAUAACCCAUGUAUUGAAAUAAAUUCACUAUACAAAUUAUUGUGAACUAUCUAUUAAUAAAUAAUGAUGAUUAUGCAUGGUA